UUUUUCUGGGAGUUAUUGAAAUUUAAAUUAAAAAUGUCGUUCAAUUACCAAUCAGAAGUAUCAGCUGAAGAUCUCCUGGAUGAAUAUAUAGAGAAGGAAGACAGGUCUUACUUAGAGAUCAUGACUGAGGUGGAUAUCAACGAUAGCCACUCUGCAAGAGUCCCCUCUCGGAACACAAUGGAGCAUGAUUUCAAUUUUUUAUAGGAUCUCGAAUGAACGAGUAUAACAAUAAUUUGCUACAUAAACUUAAUUAUGAGACUGAUGCUGCUAAAUAUCCGAAGCAGGCCAUCUUGAAACCUAAAGGAUACGAUUUUAUGCACAUUGGAGCAAGGUAUGGCCAAUUUUUACCCUUCAGCUCCCCUGAGCAAGAGACUAAAUCCAGUUGUCCCUCAUUUAGCGAAUUUUAUAAGCAAAGUGUUUUGAAGAAUGAUCAUGCUUAUGAUUCUAUUAAGACUGAAAAUUUGAUUAAGAAUUCCUUUAUCAACCAGAAAGUAAAUACAGAGAAAGGAUAUGAUAUAAAUGAUUUCUUGCCGGAUAAGAAGAAGUCCGGUCUUGUUCUUCAAGAUAGAGAAAGAAACAAAAUAGAGUCUCCUUCCCUUAGAGAUCACUGAAGCAGUUGUUGUAGCUGCAAGCACGUCUCUGAAACAAGGUCAAAUCAUAUGAGAGCAUCAUUUUCCUCUUCAGGUUCGUCUAAUAGAGGAAAUAACACUCGGAGACAAAACAGGCCUGACUCCAGCUUGUUUGAGUAUAAACUUCCUGAGAGAGAAGAUGACUUUGAUACAGAUAAUACCAUGGAUCUUUGAAGAGAUACUGAGACUGAAAAUGAAGCUUUUAGUUCAAAAAAUGGUCCUGAAUUCAGUAAAUAUAUCUCAGAAGUCAACCUCCAAAUGCUAGGUGAUCAAAGACCACCAAGACCUGUAAAAGAGAAUGAAAAGACUUUGAAGCCAGCACAUUCUAAUCAAAAUAUUAUGCAGAGUCCUGCUUUUCAAGGAUCUUUGGAAAGAGUUCUCAAUAAUGAUAACUCAGUUUCUUCCCUCAAUAGCGGAAGAGGUAGAAAUAGGAGAUCUCGGUCUAAAAUUACAAGAGUGCAUUCGAUCAAGAAAUUCAAAGAGGAUGAACUAAAUGAAAAUAUGAACCCAAAUUCUUCCUUUAUGCCUCAUCAGGUGCAAGAUCAGAACUCAUAUGAAAGUACUGCAAAGAAGCAUCAGUCAGAAGCUAGAUAUAAUGUAUCUGGAACAAAAAUAGAGUUUAAAACGCUAGACUCUUGCUAUACUCCAGCAGUCCAGAAUACUAACGAGAGCCAUAUGACUAAUAAUGAGCUUGACCAUGCUCUAGAUAAGGAAUAUGCUAUUCUGGAGAAGAACUAUGGACAGCCGCCUCUGAACUCUUCUAUGAUUUCUCAAGACCAUGAGAAAAGAAGACAGAAAUGUCUACAGGACACUUCUCCUGGAUACAAAAUGCCUUCUUUUAUGCAAGAGAAGGCUCUUGAGCAGGAAGAAAGCUUGCAAUAUGAUGUAAAGCUUCCAUCCAACCAGCCUUUGCUGGAUAGGAUAGAAGAGUUGGAGCAGAAAAGGCUUGGCAUUCCUAAUGAUAAACCCUUCUCUUAUAAUUCUCAUCAGGAGCUUCCUCUUCAGGAAGCUCCUGAUGAAUCAUAUCAGAAUUGAGACGCUCAGGAAAUUCAAGAGAGCCAGAAAACUCUGAAGCCAUUGGAAAUGGCUUCAGAGUAUCUGAGCUAUGAAGACCGCAAGAAGAAAGCUUUAGAAGAACUUGAUGAGAUCAUAGCUUCCUCUGAAGAUGAGAUCCUAGCUGUGAAUAAUUAUUUGAAUUCCUCUAAAUUUUACCAAGUUGAGCAGCCUCCUCAAAAAGAAAUUUCGAAGUUUGAAGAAUCUCAUAGAAAUGGAAUGAGGAAAAGUAGCGGGAACAUUAAAAUUUAUCAAAGUUUUGAGACCCAGAGUUAUGAAGAAGACACUUACUCUCCUAAUAGCUCAAAUUUUAUGUCAAAAGUGUUAAUAAUUCAAAAGAGCAUUAGAAGGUACUUGCAGUCUAAGAGAGGAUCAGUGCAGAAGCAGCAGGAAUUUAAUACAGCUCCUACAAAACAGGUGGAUAAAAAUUUGUAUAUUUUCCCUGAAAAUUUGAAUGAUAGCAAGAAUCAAACACUUUCUAGCGUUGAUAUCCCUGAAGAAGCAGUCCAACUAUCCAAAUCAAUCGAGAAUGAUAUAUCAAGUAUCAAUUGUAGUGCACACUAUGUGACCUCGAUCCAGAACAUCCAGGAUAUUAAGAGAAGAGUCCUCACAGAAUCAGCUGAGAAGUCACCAAUCCAGUACAAGUAUAGUAAAGAAAACAGCAUGAGGAGCACUGACAAAUCUCAGAAAAUAGAAAAAUCAAUGCAAAUCACUGAUAAACAAAUUGAAGAGGCUAAACUCCAAGUACAAAGAGAGCUAGCCAAGCUUGAAGAGACCUCUUCUGACGAAUCCUACUUAUUCAGCGAUAGAGAAGCCGUCGAGGAGCCAGCCAGCUUUUCUGCCAAAAAGGAGGAGCAUAAAAUCACCAUUACACAUAGGGAACAUUCUCAAGAUGAUGAAUUCAUCACACUUGAAAAUGGGAAUAUUCUAACACCCUCUCAGAACAAGAACUCAGAAGCGAAGACUAGCCGGGAAGCAACUCUUGAUAAGAGGAACGACACUUCUGAGUCUUUUCUGAACUACUCACUCUCUGAUGAAGAAAUGGAGCAUAAGUUAAAGCAGAGUAUUGCCAACCUCAUCACUGCUGUUACUAAGAAAGACCAGAAGGACACUAUUCAGACACUAAAUGAGUUAGAUCUGUCCAAAAGUAGCCAGAUAGAAGGGAUGAUCAAGGAAAAUCUUAAAGCAAAUCUCCUUGACAGAGAUGAAAAUCUCAGCUCAUAUCUUUCAAGUAGCAAUUUGAACAAUGAGAAUGUAAAGAACCCGAAGUAAGAAGUCUUAUUUAAAGUAUUUUCAAUA
Moneuplotes crassus is the source of this 2981-nucleotide messenger RNA. NCBI's taxonomy places the organism in Eukaryota, Ciliophora, Spirotrichea, Euplotida, Euplotidae. The record is from the annotation of a GenBank genome assembly.